AUGUGCAGAUUUUCUGAAGUGAUCCUUUCCCUUCUUCUAUUUGCAAUACUGGUUCAUGGCAAGCCACCGAAGAAUCUGUCCCGCAUGCGAAACAAGAAUGGAUUGAGAAACGACGCUUCUGUAAUUAGUAGUUAUUCAAUGACUAAUAAUGGACAGCAAAUCACAGUUUAUGAGGAUGGCUUAGAUGAUGAGAAAAAUGGUACUAUGGCUGAAGAUAGAGCUAUGGCGUAUGAAGAGACGACAGACAAUUCAGAUCCGGAUGAUCUUGAUGACAUUCUGGCUGAAGCUGAAUUUGAGUCAAUGGAGAUUCAGUCAACUACGCCAGUUCCAACUUCAACGCAUAAAAUAACGACAACUGCAGAGAUUGCGAGAGUGCGAAUGUCGGUGAAUGCUCCUAUCCUCCAACCACAAACAUCAGACACAGAAAUACUAGAGCACUUGUUGAGCAAAGGAUAUGAUUGGAGAGUAAGACCUCCUGGACAAGAUGGAACUUUACAUGGUGGACCAGUUGUGGUUUCAGUGAACAUGCUUAUAAGAAGUAUAUCAAAAAUAGACAAUGUAAAUAUGGAGUAUAGCGUUCAAUUGACAUUUAGGGAAAGUUGGAGAGACAUACGAUUACAAUACGAAAAAAACGAAUACGGAAAUAUGAAAGAUAAUGUUCCGGAUUUUCUCAUUCUGACUGCCGGACAGCAGAUUUGGAUGCCAGAUUCCUUUUUCCAGAAUGAGAAACAAGCUUACAAGCACAUGAUUGAUAAACCGAAUGUGCUUAUACGAGUUCAUAAGAAUGGAGAAAUUCUUUAUUCCGUUAGGAUUUCCCUAGUUCUUUCCUGUCCUAUGCAUUUACAAUUCUACCCGAUGGAUGUUCAGAAAUGUCUUAUAGAUUUAGCUUCCUAUGCUUAUACGACAAAAGACAUUGAAUAUGUGUGGAAAAGCGAAGAACCAGUGCAGCUUAAGAAAGGAUUGAGCUCAUCAUUACCUUCCUUCCAAUUAAGGAAUGUUUCGACAGGCUAUUGUACGAGUAACACAAACACAGGCGCUUAUUCUUGUUUGAGAACAACUCUUGAGCUUCGCCGACAGUUUAGUUACUAUCUGCUUCAACUAUACAUUCCAUCAUGUAUGUUGGUGAUUGUGUCUUGGGUAUCAUUCUGGAUUGAUAGAAAUGCUGUUCCAGCUCGUGUCACUUUAGGAGUUACAACACUUCUCACCAUGACAACCCAAUCAUCAGGUAUAAAUGCUAAACUUCCUCCUGUGGCCUACAUAAAAGCUAUCGAUGUGUGGAUUGGAGCCUGUAUGACAUUUAUUUUCGGGGCUCUACUGGAAUUUGCUUGGGUGACGUACAUUGCAAACAGAAUAGAUGGAGCCCGAAAGAAAGAGGCUGAGAAAAUGGCAUUACUGGCUAAGAAUCAAGCGGUUUGGGUUCCACGUGAUGUAGCUGAACAAGAACGAGAAGUGGAAAAAGCAUUGCAAACAGCAAACAACCGAAAGUACAGAAGAAAUGCGUUGACCAGAUGGAUUGAGAGGCACACAGAAUGGCAUGAUCCCCCGAAACGAGCAGAUUUGGUCUCAAGAGUUCUUUUUCCUCUGUCAUUUUUGUCCUUCAACAUUGCAUACUGGACACACUAUGCUCAAUAUGAACAAUACGAAUCUCGAAAUUAA
This is a messenger RNA of Auanema sp. JU1783, 1656 nucleotides long. The record is from the annotation of a GenBank genome assembly. NCBI's taxonomy places the organism in Eukaryota, Metazoa, Nematoda, Chromadorea, Rhabditida, Rhabditidae.